GGAGCGGGCUGCCAUGGCGGGGAUGUCGGCGCUGGCGGAGCUGCGGGACCCCACGGCGCUGUUCGAGGCCCGCGGCGCCGAGGAGAUCCGCGGGCUGGAGCGGCGGGUGCGGGCGGAGAUCGAGCAGAAGAAGGAGGAGCUGCGGCAGAUGGUGGGCGAGCGGUACCGCGACCUGAUCGAGGCGGCCGACGCCAUCGGGCAGAUGCGGCGCUGCGCCGCCGGCCUCCUCCGCGCCGUGCAGCUCACCGACCGCCGCUGCGCCCGCCUCGCCCCGGGCACGCACCCCCGGACCCCGGACCCCGACGCCCGCCAGGCCCCGGGCCCGGCCCAGGACCGGUUCUACAGCCUGGCCGCCCAGAUCGGGCUGCUGCUGGAAAUCCCCGAGAGGAUCUGGAGCUCCGUGGAGGCCACCCGCUACCUGCAGGCCACGCGGCUCCACCUGCUCUGCCGCUCCCUCCACGGCCUCCUGCGGCUCGACGCCUCGGCCGCCCGCUACAGCCCCGUCCUCGCCCGCUUCCCCAUCCUCGUCCGUCAGGUGGCCGCCGCCGCCCACUUCCGCUCCACCAUCCUCCGCGAGAGCAAGCAGCUGCUGCGGGGCCGAGCCGUAGCCGACCAGGCGGUGGCCGAGGCCCUGUGCUCCGUCAUGCUCCUGGAGGACAGUUCUCCGCGCCAGGCCCUGACGGACUUCCUGCUGGCCCGCAAGGCGGCCAUCCAGCAGCUGCUCAACGAGCCGCACCACGGUGCCGGCAUAAAGGCUCAGGUGUGCGCAUUAGUGGAGCUGCUGUCCACCACGCUGUACCAGGCCCACGCCCUCUUCUACACCUUGCCCGAAGGCCAGCCGCCCGACCCGGCCCUACCCUGCGGCCUGCUCCUCUCCACGCUGGAGACGGCCACGGGGCAACGGCAACCUGCAGGGAAGGGCUUGGGCCUUCUGAAGGAGGAGCUGAAGCUUUGUAGCUGGUUCAAGCACCUGCCCGAGUCCGUGGUGGAGUUCCAGCCCACCCUGAGGACCCUGGCCCACCCCAUCAGCCACGACUACCUGAGGGACACUCUCCAGAAAUGGAUCGACACGUGCCACGACGACAUCGGGGUCGGGGUCGGCAGCCUGCUGGUGUACGUGAAGAGCCUCAGAGGGCUGGCCGGGAUCCGGGACGGCGUGUGGGAGUCCCUGUCCAGCGAGUCCGUGAGGCACGGCUGGGCGACGCUGUGCCGGCGGGUGCUGAACCGGCCCCUCUUGGUCUGGGAAGACCUCAUGCGGCAGCUGUUCCUCGAUCGUUUACAGACUCUGACGGAAGAAGGCUUCGCCGCCAUCUCGGCCCGCGCCGAGGAGCUCCUGGCAGCCGCCCUGCGGGAGGUGGAAGCCGGGCCGUCCGGCCCCCAGCCCAAGGCCGCCCACUCGGAGCACGACAUGUCCCUGUUCCUGUGGUCGGAGAGCCCCGGGGACCUGGCGGCGGACGCGGCCUGGGUCGGCGUGGCCCACCGCGGCCAGCUGGCCCCCGGCGGGCUGGCCCUCAAGGCCCGGGCCCUGAGUCCCUGCGUGCAGGCCUUCUGCUCCGCCCUGGAUUCGGAGCUCGCGGCCAAGCUGGAGGACCUGGGGUCCUACCUUCCGGCCCCCGGCCCGGCCUCCCCGCCGCGGGCCGGCUCCGCCUUCGACCGCUACGCCGACGCGGGCACGGUGGAGGGGCUGCUCCGGGACCAGUGCGGGGGCUGCGUCCGCCACCUCCUCGGCCGCGUGCGGGAGGAGCUUAGGCGGGCCGAGGCCGAGCCGCGCGUGGGGCCCGGGGCCCUCCGUGGCCCCCAGCUCGCCGCCGUCCUCUUCCUGGCCCGCCUCUGCCAGUCGCUGGCGGAGCUCUGCCCACAUCUGAAGCGCUGCGUGCUGGGGAAAUCGGGCGGCCCCGACGGACCCGCCCGCGAGCCCUGGGCGGGCAAGAAGCCGGCCAAGGGCAAAGUCCAGGAGGUCGAUCCCAUCUGGGCCCCGUGGCAGGAAGUUAAAGAGGACCUCCUGCAGCAGAGCCUGGCGGGAUACCGGGUCUGGAGCUCGGCUGUCGUGGAAGGCCUGGGGCGUGAUUUCACCCAGUCGCUGCUCCUGGACGACCCCGGCUCCAUCUUGGCCGCCGCCACCAGCUGGGAUGAAAUCGAGAUCCAGGAGGAGACGGAGUCCGGGAGUAGCGUCACGUCCCGCAUCCGGCUCCCCGCGCAGCCCUCCUGGCCCGUCCAGACGCUCCUGUUCAGCCUGUGCCAAGAAGUGAACCGGGUGGGCGGCCAGGCCUUGCCACCCUCCACCCUGCAGGAGCUGCUCCGGGGCUGCCUGGCGGAGGUGCUGGCCGGCUUCGACAAGCUCGCCCAAAGCCGGCAGAGCAAGAAGGACGGCGGGUUUCCGAUGACCCAGAACCGCGCCCUGCAGCUCCUCUACGACCUGCGCUACCUCAACGCCAUGCUGACGUCCAAGACCGACGAGCUCAAAGGCAGCAGAAGCAAACCCGACCCCAGACUCGAGAAGGCAGUAGACUUCCUCGAAGGACUCAUUGACCCGUUUGACCUGGAUGUCUUCACUCCACACUUAAACAGCAACCUCGGUCGGCUGGUGCAGCGAACCUCGGUUCUCUUUGGCUUGCUGGCGGGGACCGAGAAUCAGUUCGGCGCUCGGACCGGCCCCUUCAACUCCCAGGAACCCCACAACAUCCUGCCCUUGGCAGCCAGCCAGAUCAGGUUCGGCCUCCUGCCUCUCAGCAUGACUAGUUCCCGCACGGCGAAGUCAAGCGGCCGGGACACGGAACCCAAAACCCAGUGGCAGGCGGCGGCUCCGGCGCUCACCCGAGCGGAUGACGACGCAUCGCGGCCCGGCUCUCUGUUCAGGCAGCUCGCCACCGAGGAGGAAGACGCAGCCACGCCAUCGCUGUUCAAACUGGGUUGGCUCUCCGGUAUGACUAAAUAAAAAAAAUAAAUAAGUAAAAUGAG
Molecule: messenger RNA, 2958 nt
Organism: Ornithorhynchus anatinus (platypus)
Lineage: Eukaryota; Metazoa; Chordata; Mammalia; Monotremata; Ornithorhynchidae
Gene: COG1
Product: component of oligomeric golgi complex 1
Exons: 14
Coding region: 14-2935 (973 amino acids)
Biological process (GO): intra-Golgi vesicle-mediated transport
Cellular component (GO): Golgi apparatus; COG complex
Source: RefSeq, a predicted model, not a curated record